AUGGUGAGGAUUAGAGGAGGAUCCGUGAGUGCCGGACGCACCUUCAAGCUUCAUGAUGAGGAGGAUGAAGAUGUUCAAGUUAUCGAACCAUCCGUCAAAUCACCCAAAAAGAAAACUGGAAAUCGUGGUGGAAAAACGAAGCAAUCUGCAAGGAAAAAGCAGAAUGCGCAAACCAGAGAGCCAUCGAUUAAACCAUCUGAUGAGCAGAUGGAGGAGCAUCAAUCUGAAGGGCAUCUAGUAAGUGGCAAUGAAGAAGAACUGGAGCAGCCUACCAAUGAUGCAGAGAAAAAUGCUGAGAAACAGCAAGCUGAUGAACCAUCUACCAGGAAGUCACCAAGGACAGGGUCUGGUGUCCAGGGUACUGCACCAACUACUCAACGCAGUGGAAAAAGAAAGCAUCCAGAAAAUGAACAACCAGAGACCCAAACUGCUGUUGAACCAACUCCCCUGCCCAAGUUCAUCGAUGAUGAAGCCAGGGAGAGAAGGUCAGCCUCUAUGCAUACUUCAUCCAACCUUGAGGUCAUCUCUCUGCUUGAUGACUUCAAACAACAUAUCCUGCUUCUUGAAGAUGGCUUGAUGAUGACCAUGACUUCUGAUCAACAAGCCACCUUCGUUGCCAAAAGGAAUCUGCUUGUACCUCCCAUUCCUCCAGAAAAUGAAAAUGCACACCGAAAAAAGCCUAGAACAAAGCCAACCACUGAGGCUACCCCAAAGUACUGUGCCUCCAGUUCUCAACCACAGGACAAGGGAAAAGCUCCGGCAACUGAAGAAGAGACUGAAGAGGAUGAUGAUGAUGAGGAUGAGGACACUGAGGAAUAA
Molecule: messenger RNA, 819 nt
Organism: Coffea arabica (coffee)
Lineage: Eukaryota; Viridiplantae; Streptophyta; Magnoliopsida; Gentianales; Rubiaceae
Source: RefSeq, a predicted model, not a curated record